Messenger RNA from Colletotrichum navitas, 3852 nucleotides. RefSeq names its product calcium-translocating P-type ATPase. Gene Ontology annotation, biological process: calcium ion transmembrane transport; intracellular calcium ion homeostasis. NCBI's taxonomy places the organism in Eukaryota, Fungi, Ascomycota, Sordariomycetes, Glomerellales, Glomerellaceae. The record is from RefSeq and is a predicted model, not a curated record. Gene Ontology annotation, cellular component: intracellular membrane-bounded organelle; plasma membrane. The transcript is spliced from 4 exons. Gene Ontology annotation, molecular function: P-type calcium transporter activity; ATP hydrolysis activity; ATP binding. The coding region runs from base 1 to 3852 and encodes 1283 amino acids.
AUGCCAAGGGAUAAAUCGCCGCGGACGCGGUCACGAGCCCCUACUAUCACGCUCGAUACAUCAGCCGUCAACGAACAAGGAGAAGAAAUUCACAACACUUCGUCAACACCGUCCUCAGAUAACGGCGAUGAGGUCAACAAUACGUUGUUGGUGCCGACGAGAAAGUCACGCUCCCAGUCGUGGGACUCCAACAACACGACAUUGGCCAAAUCCAAAACCAACGAGGGGGCUGACAAGGGUUCCCCAACCAUCCAGCAUUCAGGCUUCCCCAAGGGCUAUGGCGGUGACCCCGACGACGCUCUCGCACCGAACCCCGGCGAAGAAGCUUCUUUCCGCGUCGACAACAAUCCGUUUGCCUUUACGCCUGGCCAAGUUUCAAAGCUUAUCAACCCCAAGAGCCUCGAUGCUUUUGUCGCCGUCGGUGGCUUGGUAGGCUUGGAAAAGGGUCUGCGUACCGACCGGCGCGCCGGUCUGAGUCUCGAUGAAUCAAAGCUCGACGGCGCAGUCAGCUUCGAAGAGGCCGUCGCCGCCGGCAAGAAGCUGCCCUCGUCUUCAGAGGCGGUUCCGACAGAUGCCCUGCAGCAGGAGGUGGACCAACAUGCAGGGGGCAGCGGCAAGGGAUUCGACGACCGGAAGAGGGUGUUUGGCCAAAACCUCUUGCCCGAGAGGAAGUCGCUGUCGCUUCUGCAGCUCGCCUGGAUUGCUAUGAAGGACAAGGUUCUGAUCUUGUUGAGCGUGGCAGCCGUCGUCUCCCUGGCUUUGGGAUUGUACCAGACCUUCGGCGCGACACAUCAUGGGGACGAAACGGCCAGGCUUGAAUGGGUUGAGGGCGUGGCCAUCAUUGUCGCCAUCACCAUCGUCGUGGUCGUUGGUUCCCUCAACGAUUGGCAAAAGGAACGCCAGUUCCGCAAACUCAACCAGAAGAAGGAGGACCGCGUCGUCAAGGUCAUUCGAUCCGGAAAGCCUGCCAAUCUCUCGGUGCACGAAGUCCUGGUCGGAGACGUCAUGCUCUUGGAACAGGGAGACAUCAUUCCCGUGGACGGCGUUUUCAUCGACGGCCACAACGUCAGCUGCGACGAGUCGUCCGCCACCGGGGAGUCGGACCUUAUCAAGAAGGUGCCCGCGGAUGCAGUCAUGAAGUCGCUGUACGAGGAGGAAGCGAACCCUAAGAAGCUGGACCCAUUCAUCAUUUCUGGAGCAAGAGUCCUGGACGGCGUUGGUACAUUCUUGGUCACUGCCGUUGGACAGAACUCUAGCCACGGCAAGACCAUGAUGUCCCUCCGUGACGACCCUGGGAUGACUCCUCUGCAGCUCAAGCUAAACAUUCUUGCGGGUUACAUUGCAAAGCUCGGCAGCGCUGCCGGUCUGCUGCUUCUCGGCGUCCUAACAAUCGAGUUUCUGGCCCAUCUCCCCCAGAAUAAUGACAGCCCGGACGAAAAGGGUCAACGGUUCUUGCAGAUUCUCAUCACCUCGAUCACCAUCAUCGUCGUUGCAGUUCCCGAAGGUUUGCCCUUGGCCGUCACGCUGGCUCUGGCUUACGCCACCAAGCGAAUGACGAAGGAGAACAACCUCGUUCGCCAUUUGCAAUCUUGCGAGACUAUGGGCAAUGCCACCGUCAUUUGCUCUGACAAGACUGGUACUCUCACGGAGAACGUCAUGACUGUCGUCGCCGGAACUCUGGGUACAGGCAAGUUCCGUUUCGCCGCCGGCGACGAUCGUGCCGAUGCCAGCGAGGACGAAGUCCAAGUGCAUGUCACCGGAGGAGAUCAGAAGACGAAGAGCGCGCCCGUCAGCGAAGUCACCAUGUCGAAGCUCUCAUCAGCCCUCGACGACGGGUUCAGAGACCUUAUCAAGCAGUCCGUGGCCAUGAAUACCACUGCAUUUGAAACGGAAGAGAACGGCAAGCAGGUUUUCGUAGGAACCAAGACCGAAACUGCGCUGCUCGACUGGGCCCGCAAGUGCUUCGCCCUCCAACCGAUUGCCAUCGAACGCGAGAAUUGCCCUGUUGAGCAGCUAUUCCCUUUCAACUCGAAGCGAAAGGCCAUGGGUGCUGUCGUGCGUCUGCCCAACAAGAAGUACCGCUUCUUCGUCAAGGGUGCUCCCGAAAUCCUUCUGGGGCAGUGCUCCCACGCCGUCAUCGACCCGACUAAGCCCUCCAGCACCACAUCGAUGGCUGCGGAACAGCAGGAUGCUAUCCGACAGAUCAUCACCGACUACGCCCGCCGAUCCCUCCGCACGAUUGCCCUCGCCUACCGCGACUUUGAACAAUGGCCGCCAGAGCAUGCUCGCAAGGAGGAAGGUUCUGAAAACGUCGAGUUCUCGAGCAUCUUCAAGAACCUCAAAUGGUUGGGUGUUGUGGGCAUUCAGGAUCCCGUCCGAGCCGGUGUCCCCAAGGCUGUGGAGGACUGUCGCACCGCUUCCGUGUCUGUAAAGAUGGUCACGGGUGACAAUGUAGAGACCGCGAGAGCCAUUGCAAGGGACUGUGGCAUCUUGACAGAGAAGGGCAAGGUCAUGGAGGGUAUCGAAUUCCGCCGUAUGGAUGAUCGUGAGCGGGUCGCCGUUGUCCGGGAGCUCUGUGUGUUGGCUCGCUCCAGCCCCGAGGACAAGAGAAUCUUGGUCAAGGCUCUGAGAAGCUUGGGCGAAGUUGUCGCGGUCACCGGAGACGGAACAAAUGACGCACCUGCUCUCAAGUCUGCCGACGUUGGCUUCUCCAUGGGGAUCACCGGAACGGAAGUCGCCAAGGAGGCUUCCGACAUUAUCUUGAUGGACGACAACUUCUCGUCCAUCGUCAAGGCCAUGGCCUGGGGCCGCGCCAUCAACGACGCCGUCAAGAAGUUCCUGCAGUUCCAGAUCACCGUCAACAUCACCGCCGUCGUCUUGACUUUUGUCACCGCUGUGGGGAGCGAAUCCCAGGCGCCCGUCUUAAAUGCUGUCCAACUGCUUUGGGUCAAUCUUAUCAUGGAUACAUUCGCCGCCCUCGCGCUUGCGACCGACCCUCCUACCGAGAGCAUGCUUCACCGAAAGCCCGAGGCCAAGACGGCUGCUCUGAUCAGCACACCCAUGUGGAAGAUGAUUAUCGGCCAGUCCAUUUACCAACUCAUCGUCACCCUCAUCCUGCAUUUCGCUCGCCCGGCUGGUAUCAAUAACUACCCCGAGGCCCAGCGCAGGACGCUCGUCUUCAACGUCUUCGUCUUUAUGCAGAUCUUUAAGCUCAUCAACAGCAGACGCAUCGACAACAAACUUAACAUCUUUGAGGGAAUCACCAAGAACUCGCUCUUCGCCGUCAUGAUGGCCAUCAUGGCCGGCGGCCAGGUCCUCAUCGUCUUUGUUGGAGGUGCCGCUUUCAAGGUCGAGCCCCUCAACGGACCGCAGUGGGGAAUUUCCAUCGUCUUGGGUUUCCUUUCGGUCCCCGUCGGUGUGCUUAUCCGUCUCUUCCCCGAUGCUGCCUUUGAGGCUAUUGUUAGGCCUUUCGCUUGGUGCUGGUCCAAGAUCCCCAGAUGGCAUCGCAAGAAGAAGACGGAAGACGAGGAUGCCGAGGCCUUGGGUGGCGUCAAGGAUGCUCUGAUGGAGAUCAGAGACGACUUGGCGUUCCUGAAGCGCAUCAAGGGAGGACGAAUCAGCCAGAUCAGCGAGGUGAUCAUGAAGCCUCGCGAGUACCGCGAGAGAACGCGCAGCCGGAGCGGCUCCAGGUCUUCCAGCCGGCAUAACAACACGGCGAUGAAGGCCGCUCUAGGCAUGCCCGGUAUCUUGGCUGCCAGUGUCGGCGGGCUGUCACCCGUUGACCGACCGGUGUCGAACGAGAGCCGGCCAGCCGAGAGAGGAAACGAACUCGAUGUGCCGCCCCGGACUUGA